Messenger RNA from Danio aesculapii, 2407 nucleotides. It is a transcript of the gene eif4a1a, whose product is annotated as eukaryotic translation initiation factor 4A1A. Bases 38 to 1258 code for a protein of 406 amino acids. The transcript has 11 exons. The record is from RefSeq and is a predicted model, not a curated record. Gene Ontology annotation, molecular function: translation initiation factor activity; ATP binding; RNA helicase activity. Gene Ontology annotation, cellular component: cytoplasmic stress granule. NCBI's taxonomy places the organism in Eukaryota, Metazoa, Chordata, Actinopteri, Cypriniformes, Danionidae. Gene Ontology annotation, biological process: cytoplasmic translational initiation.
UUUGCGCGUUUCCGCCAGUCUACAGUCCUUUGUAAUAAUGUCGUCUGAACAUGAAGAUAGACCCAGAGACAAUGGCCCGGAGGGGAUGGAGCCAGAUGGAGUCAUUGAGAGCAACUGGAAGGAGAUUGUUGAUAGUUUUGAUGAUAUGAACCUGCGAGAGGCUCUUCUCAGAGGAAUCUAUGCUUAUGGUUUUGAGAAACCUUCCGCCAUUCAGCAGAGGGCAAUCCUCCCUUGUAUCAAGGGUUAUGAUGUCAUUGCACAGGCUCAGUCUGGCACAGGAAAGACUGCCACGUUUGCCAUCUCCAUCCUGCAGCAGAUUGAUGUGGAGCUGAAGGCCACACAAGCUAUGGUUCUGGCUCCUACCAGAGAGCUGGCCCAACAGAUUCAGAAGGUAGUCUUGGCUCUUGGAGACUACAUGGGGGCAACUUGCCAUGCCUGCAUUGGAGGUACCAAUGUUCGUAAUGAUGUUCAGAAGCUUCAAGCUGAUGUGCCCCACAUAGUGGUCGGGACUCCUGGUCGCGUGUUUGAUAUGCUCAACCGCAGAUAUCUGUCUCCUAAAUAUAUAAAGAUGUUUGCCCUGGAUGAGGCAGAUGAAAUGUUAAGCCGUGGUUUCAAGGACCAAAUCUAUGAAAUAUUUCAGAAGUUGGCCACAGACACUCAGGUGAUACUUCUGUCUGCCACCAUGCCUCAGGAGGUGCUGGAGGUGACUACAAAGUUCAUGAGAGAUCCUGUUCGUAUCCUAGUUAAGAAAGAAGAGCUGACCCUUGAGGGUAUUCGGCAGUUCUACAUCAAUGUUGAGAAGGAGGAGUGGAAGUUAGACACAUUGUGUGAUCUUUAUGAAACCCUGACCAUCACCCAGGCUGUAAUUUUCAUCAACACUCGCCGGAAGGUCGACUGGCUAACUGAGAAAAUGCAUGCAAGGGACUUUACCGUUUCUGCUCUGCACGGUGACAUGGAGCAGAAGGAGAGAGACGUCAUCAUGAAAGAGUUUCGUUCUGGCUCCAGCCGAGUGCUAAUCACCACUGACCUGCUGGCAAGAGGCAUUGAUGUACAGCAGGUUUCCCUGGUCAUAAACUAUGACCUUCCAACCAACAGAGAGAACUAUAUCCAUCGAAUUGGUCGUGGUGGUCGUUUCGGCAGAAAAGGAGUCGCUAUCAACAUGAUCACUGAGGAUGACAAGCGCACGCUCCGGGACAUCGAGACCUUCUACAACACCACUGUGGAGGAGAUGCCCAUGAACGUUGCUGAUCUGAUCUAAGACACCUGACUUUUUCCUCCUUCCCUUUAUUUUUUUUGUUUUGUUUUUCUUCUCUCCUGUCUCCUUUCCUCCCCUUCCCUCUUUAGUCUCAUUCCGACCCACAUCCCUGUUCACGCAACCCCUCACAAAUCAAGUACUGUCAGUUCUGAGGGUGCGAACCUUUCAUAAGUCCAGUGUGUUGGUCACAUCACUGAAUACUCCAUUAUUCAGACAUUCAGAAUAUCCAUAUUAUAAGGCUCAUUUAAUCUUGCCCCUUUUGAGUGGUGCCAUCUACUGAUCAAGAGGAGGUGUCGCAGGGCUUCUUUGCAUGCGUGGUGUAAAUGUUAAUGCACUGACUGAUAUAUUGGAUUGGACACAUGCCCUGCUUGUCUUGAUAGUGUUGGUUUAACCAUUUUUUGAGAUGUGACUGUUUACAUAGGAUUUGCUUUUUUGUAACACAGGGCAAAGGAUGUAAAAUACAGAAUAAUUAAUGUGUAAUAUGGGGGACUUGGACUUUUUAUUCCAAAUUGCCAUUCACUGCCAUAUUUCUUUUAACAGAAGCAUCAGCAAAAAGAAAGAUGCUUUGGGUCGAAAGGAAGUUGGUUUGUGGGAGUGAACCAGAUUGUAAAAUUACUAAAUGUGGUCAAGUCAUUUUCUCCAGCGGUCCAAUUCUUCUGUUACAUCUCUUGUGUUGUCCUGUGUGUGUGGCUGUAGCUCUUUGAUUUUUGUAAAUAGGCUUUACUCUGGCGGGGUGGGCGGCUGAAGGCAUUAGAAAUGGGUUUGUAUGAUUGGUGAAUGACCCACCAUUGUGUUGCCUCAGAAUUUUUUCUCUGCAUCAAAGUCCUAUUGGGGAGUGUUGCUCCUGUAACCUACCUCACCAAACUGUGUUGGCGGGGUCUAAAUAUGUAAGGACCAAACUGCAGUAGUAGAGUAUAUAGAGAUCAUUAUGUCUUCGUAUUGUUCAAAAAAUGCCUGUCUUUUGUUGGGUGGGUUUGGAUGUGGGGUUUACAUUGGUCAGUGCUAUUUUUUUAAACAAAUUUAUUACAAAUGUGAUAAUUAUUAACCUUUUUGAGACAGAAGCCAUGUAUUAAAUAUUUUCUACAUUGGACUCUGUAUAGUAUUUAUUUUAAUGGUCUGAAAUAAAGGUAUUUCCCAUUUUUAACAUGCUAA